AAUAAUGUAACUGAUCAAUGCAAACUGGAAAUUUACUGUAACAAUGCGGCUAUUUUUGUAAAAAAUCGUAAAAAUUAUACAUAUAUUUGGAACACAAGUGAAGUGCGAAUCGCACUUUUCAGGGUAAAUUUUGAGAACCGCCAAGGGCGAGAUGAAGUUUCGUGACAAUGGAAAGGUCCUUUGGAAUUUCGCAAGGAUAUCGGCUGUGCAACAGACUCGACAUACGUUCGGCAAACGAAUGCUUAUUGCCAGCUUUAGCACUGACAAGGAUAAGCCCAAGUCCGAUCAGCCCAACCUUCUGAAGUAUCAUGUCUUACCUCUUGAAGAAAUCCUGAAACGCUUCAUGAUAACCGUACAACCAUUGCUGACACUCGAGGAGUUCAAAAAGCAAGAGAAGAUUACUAACGAAUUCCAGAGGAAGGAGGGCGCUAAGCUACAAAAGCUCCUGGAGGAAGCUGGUGAUCAGGAGAGGAACUGGUUAGCCCAUCGCUGGCUGAAGGUUGCCUACUUGCAGUUUCGGUCGCCAGUGACUUGCUUCUCCAGUCCCGGCAUGACCUUUCCCAAACAGAACUUUGAAAGUGCCCAUGAGUUUGUGGACUACACAUCGAGAGUUAUCUUCGGUUUGGGUGAGUUCAAUGACUUGGUGCACGCCAAGAAGAUUCCGAUUGUGAAAAUGGGCAAGAACGAGUUGGACAACAGUCAGUUUGGCAAAGUUUUCGGCACAUGCCGGAUACCGAGAAGGGGUACCGACGAUAUCGUCUACAAUCCGUGCUCUGAUUAUGUGGUGGUUAUCUACCGGAAUCACUUCUAUCAACUGAAAAUAUACGACAAGCAAGGAAAACUUAUAAUUGCACCAUGUCUGGCUGUUCAACUGGAGGAAAUAAUGGCAAAGGAAAAGGAACCGGGAGUGCCUUAUGGAAUCUUGACCACCGAUUCGAGGGACAACUGGGCCGAGGCAUACGAACACCUGUCAAAUACGCCCCGUAAUAGACAUGCCCUGAGAACCAUUCAGAAUGCUAUGUUCACAGUGUCCCUCGACGAGUGCACCAGUCCAAAAGAAGGUCGAGAUGCCGAAGAACUGAUCCUCACGCUGAUCCAUGGAAAGGGCAGCAAGUGCAACAGUGCCAACCGCUGGAUGGAUAAAACGAUUCAGUUGGUGGUGAACCCAAAUGGACACGUUGGAUUCACCUACGAGCACUCGCCAGCCGAGGGCCAACCGAUCGCCAUGAUGAUGGACUAUGUGGUGAAGAAGAUGAAGGAUGACCCUAGUUACGGGGAAUGCGGAUCGGAGGACUUUAUUCCAGCGAAGAAAAUAAUGUUCUGUGAUCUAAGCAAGUGCGUGGAGCAAUGGUUGAUAAUCGCGCAAAAAAACGUGGACAAACUUGUCCAGGAUCUGCAAAUGAAGGUUCUUAAGUUCGAUUGCUACGGCAAGGAUUUCAUCAAGAAACAGCGACUUGGUCCCGAUAGCUUUGUUCAGAUGGCAUUGCAGUUGGCAUUCUUCAAAUUGCACUACGAGCCAGCUGCUCAAUAUGAAUCGGCGCAUUUGCGCAUCUUCGAUGGCGGCAGAACCGAAACCAUCCGUUCGUGCUCCAAUGAAUCCCUGGCCUUUUGUCACGCCAUGGAUGACGUGAGUGCCUCAGCUCAGGAGCGGGCUGGUAAGAUUCGCGAGGCAGUGAUGUGCCAUCAGAUGUAUGCCAAGCUGGCGCUUCUGGGAAAGGGAGUCGAUCGACACCUCUUUGGACUUAAACUAAUGGCGCUGGAGAACUGCCUACCGGUUCCGGAGUUCUUCGCUUCGCCUGGAUAUGUGAAGUCCACGCACUUUCGAAUGUCCACUUCGCAGGUGGCCACCAAAUAUGAUGCCUUCAUGGGAUAUGGACCUUCUGUAGAAGAUGGAUAUGCCUGUUGCUACAAUCCCCGUGAGCAUGACAUCAUUUUGGCCAUAUCUGCAUGGCGACAUUGUCAGGCAACUGAUCACCAAAAGAUCGCCAAGGCGCUUGCGCAGUCCUUUGCUGAAAUGAAGGAUGUACUUGAAGAUUGUCCAGUUUCAAACGACAAGCCGCCCGAGCUUAAGUGCAAAUAUUGAAAUUGUUUUUCUAGAACAUAAUUUGGAUCGAAAAAAAUUUAAUUCCUCCUAUUAAUACGUUCGUUCAGUUCGAAGAGCUAAAUUAAUGCAAGCCCACUUAGUGGGACCAAUUAAAG
This is a messenger RNA of Drosophila sechellia, 2199 nucleotides long. RefSeq names its product carnitine O-acetyltransferase. Gene Ontology annotation, biological process: carnitine metabolic process, CoA-linked. Gene Ontology annotation, molecular function: carnitine O-acetyltransferase activity. The transcript has a single exon. Gene Ontology annotation, cellular component: peroxisome. The coding region runs from base 152 to 2083 and encodes 643 amino acids. The record is from RefSeq and is a predicted model, not a curated record. NCBI's taxonomy places the organism in Eukaryota, Metazoa, Arthropoda, Insecta, Diptera, Drosophilidae.